Prunus armeniaca (apricot) is the source of this 282-nucleotide messenger RNA. The record is from the annotation of a GenBank genome assembly. NCBI's taxonomy places the organism in Eukaryota, Viridiplantae, Streptophyta, Magnoliopsida, Rosales, Rosaceae.
AUGUCUAAUAAGGAAGUUGAGGAGGAAAGAAGGUUAUAUCAGUGUGCAAGGAAAUAUGAAAAAAUUGUAAAACAGUUUGAUGAGCUGAUUGAGAUGAUGAACACCCGGAGCAGACUGCCGAAGCGACGAAAGAAUUCUACAACUGCUGCCCCUGCCCCUGCCCCAGCAAGUCAACACGAGGACAAUGAAGUGUUUGCACAGACAAUAACAAGAUUUCUCCAGGACUUGAGAACCAACCCUGCAGAACCUGACUGCUCCACAGCCCCCGGAGAUGGAAAUUAG